Nerophis ophidion (straightnose pipefish) is the source of this 7184-nucleotide messenger RNA. Its product is annotated as zinc finger protein 501-like. The record is from RefSeq and is a predicted model, not a curated record. Gene Ontology annotation, biological process: regulation of transcription by RNA polymerase II. The coding region runs from base 302 to 1798 and encodes 498 amino acids. NCBI's taxonomy places the organism in Eukaryota, Metazoa, Chordata, Actinopteri, Syngnathiformes, Syngnathidae. Gene Ontology annotation, molecular function: DNA-binding transcription factor activity; RNA polymerase II cis-regulatory region sequence-specific DNA binding. The transcript has 2 exons.
CCGAGCGGGUGAUAAAGCAAGAUGGCGUGUGUCGGAGAAGGCCUAAACGCGGGAAUUAUAUUUCUCUAUUCUUAGAUAUAUGUUGUUUAAUAGAGCACACACGGUUAAUAAUUGUUUGUUUGUGGAUACUUUAGCGCUUUGACGCUUCUCCUGUUUGCUAGCUUCAUUUGAGAUAGCUUGCAGCUAGUUUAGCUGGCUAGUUAGCUUAGCUUGUUAGCUGCUAACAAAGAGAAGCGGAAGUUAUUUAAACAUCGCUAAGUAGGGAACAAAUGUGAGUGUAAAGUGUUGUGAUUGUGGGAAAAUGUGCGAAAGAACGAUAGCAAAGUAUGAGGAGGUACUUUGUCCAACAAAAGAGGAGAAGGAGCGACAACAUCAACUACUGGAUGUUUAUUAUAAGAAACAUCAUCAAGUUGUGUUACACAGAACAGAUGUCUGUGAAGAACAUCUUCUCCCUGAGCAAAAGGAGUGUAGUCUCAGGAUGCAGCCAGGUGAGACACAACCCCCUUACUUUAAAAAGGAAGAGGAGGUGCCAGAGACCCCGCGCUUCAAAAAUAAACUGAAGCAUCCGCUGAACCCCGGCAUUGAUCGGGACAAGGAGGAACCGCUGACCCCCCACUUUAAAAAGGAAGAGGAGGCGCCACGGACCCUCUGGCCUAAAGAGGAAGAGGUGGAACACUGCAUCAGUCAGGGGGGAGAGCAUAUUGAAGGACCGGUGGGGUCUCCAGUGACUGGUGUCCCUGUGAAGAGUGAAGAUGAUGAGGAGAAGGAAGAGGCGGAGCCUCCAACUCAACACAUGACAACAGAAGCUGAUGGAGACCACUGUGGAGGAUCACAAGCAGACAAGCUCUUAGCUCCACUAUCAGAUAGUGAGGACACAACCUCACACUCUCCUGACACUGAUGAUGAAGACUCUAAAGACAAUAAGACAUGUCACACCGACGACGCACGCUUUAAAUGUUCUCACUGCGACAAAACGUUCAAUUACCGUCGGAAUCUGAAAACGCACACGAGAAGACACACCGGAGAAAAACCCUUCACCUGCUCAGUGUGCGGUAAACGUUUUGGGCUUAGUCAAAAUUUGAAAGUGCACAUGAGAACGCACACUGGAGAAAAACCUUAUGUCUGUUCAAUCUGCGGUAAGGGUUUUGGAACGAGCCACAAUUUGAAAUUACACAUGCGAAUACACACCGGAGAAAAACCUUUCAUCUGUUCAAUAUGCGCUAAAGGUUUUACACACAGUCAGAGUUUGAAAAGGCACACAAUAUUACACACCGGAGAAAAAAACCCUUUUACGUGUUUAAUCUGCGGUAAGGGUUUUGUUCUAAGUCACAAUUUGAAGGUGCACAUGAGAACACACACCGGGGAAAAACCUUUUAUAUGUUCAGUCUGCGGUAAAGGUUUUGCACAAAGUUCAUGUAUGGAAAAACACAGAAGGAUACACACUGGGGAAAAGUCUUUUAUAUGUUCAAUCUGUAGUAAAGGUUUUGUGCAAAGCAACAAUUUGAAAGUGCACAUGAGAACGCACACCGGCGAAAAACCCUUUUCCUGUUCAACCUGUGGUAAAGGUUUCACGGAAAAUCAGUGUUUGAAAAGACACACGAGAACGCACACGGGCGAAAAAUCCCAUUCCUGUUCAAUCUGCAACAGAAGCUUUUGUGACCGACCAAACCUUGUAGCACACAUGAGAACACACACUGGAGAGAAAGUGUUGAGUUGCAGUGUGUGUGGUGAAAGAUUCUCUUAUAAGUACCAGCGCAAGAAACACAAGUGUGCUGGUGAGAACAGCAGCAGCAAAUGAAACUGCAGGAUUUGAAAUAAACCUUCAAGACUUUAAUUUUGACUUUCUAACAACCUCACAUAUAACAUGUGUGACAUUGUUGUUUGUGUGUCCUUUUCAACCUAUAGUCAAUUGAAAAGACUGUAAAGACAAGAUACUCAACAUUCGAACUGGUCAACUUAUGUAUUUUUUUACAGAUAUUAGCUCAUUUGGAAUUUGAUACCUGCAACAUGUUUCAAAAAAGCUGGCCAAAGUGGCAAAAAAAGGAGCGAGAAAGUCGAGGGAUAAAUGAUAAAUGGGUUGUACUUGUAUAGCGCUUUUCUACCUUCGAGAUACUCAAAGCACUUUGACACUACUUCCACAUUUACCCAUUCACACACACAUUCACACACUGAUGGAGGGAGCUGCCAUGCAAGGCGCUAACCAGCACCCAUCAGGAGCAAGGGUGAAGUGUCUUGCUCAGGACACAACAGACGUGACGAGGUUGGUACUAGGUGGGCAUUGAACCAGGGACCCUCGGGUCCCUGGUUCAAUCCCCACCAUCACCUGCCUGCCGGGACUCCCACUGCGCCACGCCGUCCCCAGAUCAAUUGACACGGUGAAAAAAUGGUAGAGUGAUGUACAAAAAAAACAAUUCCUUAUCAGAACCAUCCAAGGAUAUGCUGGACAUGGAAAAUACCUGGUGAUAGAGGUAGAAACAAAAAUGAUUUUUUAUUAUUAAGGAGCGGUUUAAAAACUCUAUCCUUAGCAGGGGAUGAAAUUGAGACUCAAAAACAUCCCAAAAAAUAAUAUAUAUAUAUAUAUAUAAAUAAAAAAUAAAUUAAAAAGGACCAAGAUCUUCAAAAUAAUGUUGCUACAACAGUGUCAAACAAAUUUAAAGCUAAAAAUGCUACACACAUUCACAACUGCAGAAGACAGCAAUAAUAUAUAAUCCAAACCACGGAAAAACAUGUUCCUGUUGUUAAAUGUAAAAAAUGGAUGACUCAAGAAAUUCUUGAUUAAUUGGACACGGGCAGAGUAUCAAAACAUAACAAAAGUGAGUACAACAAACUUGAUAAGCUUAUAAAGAAGAAAUGCAACAUGGCUAAAGAAGUCUGGAUAAACUCAGAAUGGGAAGAAAUAAAACAACACAAGGACACUGAUAACAAGUACAUGAACCAAAAGAUCAAUGAAGUCAACAGGACGCAGGGCCCCCCAAAGUCAGCAUGCAUCAAAUCAAAGGAAGGCAUUCUGUCAAGAUAGUCAGAAUAUAUUAAAGAUUUAAUCCAUGACGACCAAGGCCCAGCUCCAACUAUAAAAAAAAACAUGGAAGGCCUACACUAUAACAGAAGAUGAAGUGAAAAAUGCCGUGUCCAAAAUGAAACAUGAUAAAGCGGUUGGAGCAGAUAAAAUACCAAUUCAAGUCAUAGAAGCACUCGAAGAAAUUGGAACAUCAAAGCUGACAAAACGGUUUAACAUCAUUUACGACGACGGGCAAAUUCCAUCAGAUAUGUACAAUCUAUUUUUAUUACUCUGCCAAAGAAACCAGGACUCAUAGACUGUGAUCAACAUGGAUUAACAAGCUUUAUAAGUCAUACCACCAAAAUGUUUCUUAAGAGUACUGAUGGCAAGAGCAAGGACUAAGAUACAUCCAGAGUUUUCAUCCAAACAAUUCAAAUUUCUCCCUGACCAGUGCACCAGAAAUGCUAUAUUCACACUUUGCAUGGUAAUGGAAAGAUCAAUAGAAGUGCAAGCGCAUGUAUACGUGUGUUUUAUUGACUAUUCAAAAGCAUUUGAUAAAGUGAAAAAUAAAAACCUUUGCCAAAUCUUGAAUGAGCUGGAUAUUGUUGGGAAAGAUCAGAGGGUUAUCAGAAAUAUGUACUGGGAACAAGAAUCAGCAGUCCGAAUAGAUGGUGAAUGCAGUCAAUUCGAAUCCAUUCAAAGGGGUGUUCGACAAAGUUGUGAACUAUCUCCUGAUCUGUUUAACAUCUACAGCGAAAUGAUCUUAUGCAACAUCAAUCAUCAAGACGGCAUAAAAGUUGGAGAAAAUAACGUUAACCUCAGAUGUGCAGAUGACACUGUGCGAGUAGCUGACUGAAGAAAAACUACAGAACAUCCUGAAAAGAGUAAUCGCCCACAGUGAAGCUAACGGACCGGCUCUAAACCUCAACAAAAGUGACAGUUUCCAAGAAACCACAUCUAUGUAACAUCACAUGCAAAAAGAAUAUUAAAAAAAAGUGGAUCAAUUCAACUACCUCAGCGUCAAAGUAACAUCUGAUGGUAGGUGUGAAAAAGAGAUAAACGGAUUGCCAUAGGGACGGCGUGGCGCAGUGGGAGAGUGGCCGUGCGCAACCCGAGGGUCCCUGGUUCAAAUCCCACCUAGUACCAACCUCGUCACGUCCGUUGUGUCCUGAGCAAGACACUUCACCCUUGCUCCUGAUGGGUGCUGGUUGGCGCCUUGCAUGGCAGCUCCCUCCAUCAGUGUGUGAAUGUGUGUGUGAAUGGGUAAAUGUGGAAGUAGUGUCAAAGCACUUUGAGUACCUUGAAGGUAGAAAAGCGCUAUACAAAUACAACCCAUUUAUCAUUUAUUUAUUUAAAUGACAGCUUCAACAAAACAAGUCUUAUAUUUAGAAAUAGAAAUAUCUCAACUGACACCAAACUCAGAGUCAUCAAAACAUAUGUACGGUCUGGUCUGUUCUGCUUUACGGCAGUGAAUGCUGGACUUUAAAUAAACAACAACUGAGAAAAUUAGAGGCAACUGUAAUGUGGUUCUUAAGAAAAAUACCCCACAUAUUAAGGACUGAAAAGGAAAGUCAUGAAGAAGUAUUGGCGUGGGCAAAAGCAAGAAGAUCUCUCAUUGCAACGAUUCAAAAUAGGCAGCUGGAAUUCCUCAGACAUGUCAUUAGAAAAGACAGCUUAGAAAAACUGAUAUUAACAGGAAAACUAGCAGGAAAAAAAAGCUGCAGGUCCACAACGAACAACAGCCUAAGAAAUGUUAUCAGAAAUAUAAAUAAAAUAUAUCUCAUACAAAGAGCGGACAACAGAGAAGACAGGAGAGUCCUGAUCAUCAAUAACUGAUACUCCACGAUGAAUUGGGGUAUCAGGCAUUGUAUCGCAUGUAAUUGAAGAUGGUUUCGCAAAACUAAAAGUUUGUAUAGUGAAGCAGAGUAACCCAUAAACAAUCAGUGUAAACAUGAAUAACUGCUUCUGGCUUCUAUUUUUUUGUGACAAACAAAUAUGUGCUCCAAUCACUCUAUCACAAAAAAAUAAGACUUGUAGAAAUGAUUGGAAAACUCAAGACAGCCAUGACAUUAUGUCCUUCACAAUUGUAAACUUCUGACCACGACUGUGUAUAUAAACCAAGAUGAGAGGGUAAUGGCUCAACAAUCUCCUUUAUCCAAACAACACAACAACACAGCAAGUCUAAAUGAAAAUACAAACACACACACACACACGCCUGCACGCCCACACACACACAGACACGCACACACAAACACAAGUCUUGGUGUGCUCCAAAACCAAACAAAUCAAAAAAGGAAAAUAAUUUUACCUUCUGUAUGGGAAUAUUUGUGGAAUUGUUGAACACUUGGGGAGUUUAAGGUUGAUAAAAAAAAGCAGUAGUUUCACAUGUGAGGUGGUCCUUCAUCAGCCUGUGUCCCGGUAGUGCCCUUUCCUUCGCAGUAAUAAAGAUCUGCCGUGGCAUCUUUUUCGGUCUUAGCAGAAUUAAAGACUUGCUGCAGAACCAAACCCCCAUUUGCUGAUAAAAUCCUCGAACUGAAGAGGCUGCAAGUCAUGGGUUAACUAGCUAAAACGCUAGCUCAAAGUCGUUGUCUAGAAACCUGAAGCACUACAGCCAGACUGAGCGUUUAAACACAUUUUAAGCAUUUCUAAUCACACGCAGGGCCAACAAAGAUAGACAACAUUCACACUCACAUUUGCACACUAAGGCCAAUUUUAGUGUUGCCAAAGAACCUAAGCUUGUCUUUGGAGGUCGGAAGAAGCCGGACUACUCAUAGCAGGGGUCUCAAACAUGCUGCCCGUGGGCCAAUUGCGCCCCGCGAGACGUUAUAAUGCGGCAUGCGCUCUGAUAUGACAAUUUAAUGUUUUCGCGGCCCGCGAGUUUAAUAUGAAGGGCGCUUGACAGCGUCAUACUUGCCCACGUCCCCAAUUUUCCAGGGAGAGCCCUGAAUUUCAGGGCACCAAUUCUCUCGAUGCUGCUGUCAAUUAUUACCAGAUCAAAAAUAUUCAGGGAGUGCCAUAUUGGCAUUGCCCUUAGCGCCCCUUACAUCCUGAACUUGCUGCGGGCAAGCCUAUUUGUAUGUUGCAUCUGGCCAUGUGCAUCAUUGCAAGACAUACUUGAUCAACAGCUACACACGUCACACUAAGAGUGGCCGCAAAAAAAACCUUUAACACUCCUACAAAAAUGCGCCACACCGUGAACCCACACCAAACAAGAAUGACAAACAAACCUCGGGAGAACAUCCGCACCGUUAUACAACACAAACACACCAGAACAACCACCCAGAACCCCAUGCAGACCUAACUCCAUACACACCCCUGCCACCACCAACCAACCCACCCACCCUACUUGCGUCGGUUGAGGUGUUGUAUAUUGUAGCCCUGCAAGGUGUUCUGGGCACUUGCUCUCCUGUGCCUAAGCCGGGUUAGGGUGCGGAAACUCUCCCAAAAAGGGUCCGUCAUCCCUGUCUGGCGUGGGCUCAAAGCGCGGCGCACAUCUGCAAAAGCGCCAAAGCUGUUUACACGGCACCCUCAGUAUGAACUGAAUGGCCGCUAAACAAGUACGUCCUGCAGCCACGCACGUCCUUCUGCACAAGUCUCACACAACAUGUAAAAGAGCGUGCACAUCAGUUAAAUGAUGUAGAAGCGUGCGCGAUGACUUGUAGUGGUUUGGUAGUCUUCUUUUGGGGGUGUGCGGACCCCUGGAGGUACUUGAAGAUAUGCAAAGGCAUAAGUGAGAUUUAUUAAAAACAUUCUAAAUAUCAGCAGCAAUUCAUAAAUCCUUUAUACAUAGGAAUAUUGAAUAAUACUUCAAUGAAGUAUGAAUGUAAGUUCAUAAACUGUGGAAAAAUAAUACAACAAUCCAACAUUGAGUGUUGAUAGCGACACACGUUGUGGACAUGUUCCAUAAAUAUUGAUGUUAAAGAUUGUUUUUUUGUGAAGAAAUGUUUAGAAUGAAGUUGAUGAAUCCAGAUGGAUCUCUUUUAAAAUCCCCAAAGAGGGCACUUUAAGUUGAUGAUUACUUCUAUGUGUAGAAAUCUGUAUUUAUAAUUGAAUCACUUGUUUAUUUUUCAACAAGUUUUUUAGUUAUUUUUAUAUCUUUUUUUCCAAAUAGUUCAAGAAAGACCACUACAAAUGAGCAAUAUUUUGCACUGUUAUACAAUUUAAUAAAUCAGAAACUGAUGACAUA